UCCUGUCCUCGAAGCUUGCCUGUCUCCAAUUUGCAACCCUAGCAGGAAAUAUUUUGCUACUUCAAAACAAUGUGUGCAGGUCUCGAAUGCAAGUCGAGUCGACUUAGAAUUGUGGCAGGCGUUUUCAUUCGGUCAUUUGUGCGGGAGUGGAUCCGUUCAGCGGGGCAAUCAAGAUAGGCUUUUGUUUUAAUUUGGAGAGAAUUUUGUUUGUAUGACGAUUCCCAGGCGAGGAGAUCCAGAGGAAGGGUACCACGAGCUUGCGCAGGAUGCCCGUUAUGAUCUGCCGCCGUACCCACAAUCAAGGCGGGGCAGGUGUUGCGCAUUUUCACCUUCAAUUGUUAUCGUAACUGUGAUAUUGGUGAUGUUGGUAGGGUCUAUUACCACGGCAGGAUUCGUAUUUUGGCCGACUCCGCUGGACGUGCAGGCGAAGGAAUGGAAGCUGAAUGGUAUCAGCAUCGUUACGAAGGAGACCAAGUCCAUUUUGCCAUCUUACCAGCUCAAUGUGAGUUUGAACGUGCUGGUCGAGAUCAAGAAUCCAAACUACGCGGGGGUGGUUUACGACAAUGUGACCUUGCGGAUUGUGUAUAGAGGAGAUGAUCUUGGGCAGGUGAAAGCGGAGGGUUCCAGGAUCAAGCCCAGAAGCACAGCAAACCUUACGGCGACGGUAAAUUUGAAAGGCAACGAAAUUCUCAGUGAUGCGAAGCAGUUGAUGGAGGAUUACUCGGAUGGGAAAUUGCCCUUGACGACGUACACGGCCUUCGACGGCUCCGUUCAACUCUGGUUUGUCAAACCGCUUCUUAAUGUAACUGUGGCUUGCGAUCUGGUUUUAAAUCCCGAAGACAAGAUCAUUUUGAGUCAAGAAUGUAGAACCUAGAGGUAGUGGUAGGGAAACUAUUUCGGAAAUUGGGAACCAGUUGAGUGUUUCUUCAUGAAUCCGAAACUAUAUUGCAGUUUAUCAGGAUUUUGAUCUGAACAGUCCAGAGUUCAGAUGUCUAGAAUUUAAUGCAGUUGCAAAUUCUCAACUAUAACGCCUUCUCAUUGACAUGGUUAGAGCUUGGGAAGAAAAAGAUUUGACAAUUGAAGAAUUGUAAGAAAUUGUACAUAAAAAAGUAGGAAUCAAUCUUUAUAUACAACA
Messenger RNA from Physcomitrium patens, 1135 nucleotides. Its product is annotated as late embryogenesis abundant protein At1g64065. Gene Ontology annotation, biological process: defense response to other organism. Lineage: Eukaryota; Viridiplantae; Streptophyta; Bryopsida; Funariales; Funariaceae. The record is from RefSeq and is a predicted model, not a curated record.